CAACGAACCUUUCAAGGUCCAUAAAUUAGUUCAAUUAAGUUCUAAAAUGUCGUCAGAAAUUGUUACUUUACAAGAAGCUAAAAGUCUUUCUACAGGUUCUAAACCUCAAGUUUUGUUUGUCGAUGUUCGGAGACCAGAUGAGCAUAAAAAUGCGAUUCCAACAACAAUUAAUAUACCCAUUGAUACCCUGGAAGAAGUCUUAAAAAACAUGACCAGUGAUGAAUUCAAGGCAAAGUUUGGACGAGAUAAACCAAAUUUUGAUACUGAGAUAGUUUUUCAUUGUCAUGCUGGAGGAAGAAGCACUCGUGCUUGUAAAAUUGCAACAGAUUUGGGAUAUCAAAAUGUGAGGAAUUUUAAAGGAGGAUGGACCGAAUGGAGUUCUCAAUAAGAAUUUAAAUCAUUUUUUAAUCUACAAUGUGUUUAAAGAUUAAUUAAUAAAUAAAAAAAGUCUUAUCUUA
This is a messenger RNA of Onthophagus taurus, 458 nucleotides long. RefSeq lists its product as uncharacterized. NCBI's taxonomy places the organism in Eukaryota, Metazoa, Arthropoda, Insecta, Coleoptera, Scarabaeidae. The record is from RefSeq and is a predicted model, not a curated record.